GGCAGGAGCAGCGUUGGCACCGGCGAACCAUGGCUGGGAUUUUCUAUUUCGUCUUCUUUUCGUUUCUCUUUGGGAUUUGCGACGCUGUCACCGGUUCCAGGGUAUACCCGGCGAAUGAAGUUACUUUAUUGGAUUCCAGAUCCGUUCAGGGAGAACUUGGGUGGAUAGCAAGCCCUCUGGAAGGAGGGUGGGAGGAAGUGAGUAUCAUGGAUGAAAAGAAUACACCCAUCCGGACCUACCAGGUGUGCAACGUGAUGGAGCCCAGCCAGAACAACUGGCUGCGAACUGACUGGAUCACGCGGGAAGGGGCUCAGAGGGUGUACAUCGAGAUCAAGUUCACCUUGAGGGACUGCAACAGUCUCCCGGGCGUCAUGGGGACUUGCAAGGAGACCUUUAAUCUGUACUACUAUGAGUCAGACAACGAUAAGGAGCGUUUCAUCAGGGAGAGCCAAUUUGCCAAGAUUGACACCAUUGCUGCGGAUGAGAGCUUCACCCAAGUAGACAUAGGUGACAGAAUCAUGAAGCUGAACACCGAGAUCCGGGAUGUAGGACCACUGAGCAAAAAGGGGUUUUACCUGGCUUUUCAGGACGUGGGGGCCUGCAUUGCUCUGGUGUCCGUCCGAGUGUUCUAUAAGAAGUGUCCACUCACGGUUCGCAACCUGGCGCAGUUUCCAGACACCAUCACAGGGGCUGAUACCUCUUCCCUGGUGGAAGUGCGGGGCUCCUGUGUCAACAACUCAGAAGAGAAGGAUGUGCCAAAAAUGUACUGUGGGGCAGAUGGUGAAUGGCUGGUACCCAUUGGCAACUGCCUGUGUAAUGCUGGGCACGAAGAGCAAAAUGGAGAAUGCCAAGCUUGCAAAAUUGGAUAUUACAAGGCUCUCUCCACGGAUGCCACCUGUGCCAAGUGUCCACCCCACAGCUACUCUGUCUGGGAAGGCGCCACCUCGUGCACCUGUGACCGAGAUUUUUUCCGAGCUGACAAUGAUGCUGCCUCUAUGCCCUGCACCCGCCCACCGUCUGCUCCACUCAACUUGAUUUCCAAUGUCAACGAGACAUCCGUGAACUUGGAGUGGAGCAGUCCUCAGAACACAGGUGGUCGUCAGGACAUUUCUUACAAUGUCGUCUGUAAGAAGUGUGGAGCCGGUGACCCCAGCAAGUGUCGACCCUGCGGGAGUGGGGUCCACUACACCCCACAGCAGAAUGGCCUGAAGACCACCAAAGUCUCAAUCACCGACCUCCUGGCACAUACCAAUUACACGUUUGAAAUCUGGGCGGUGAAUGGUGUGUCCAAGUAUAACCCCAGCCCCGACCAAUCAGUUUCCGUCACCGUGACAACCAACCAAGCAGCACCAUCAUCCAUUGCUUUGGUCCAGGCUAAAGAAGUUACAAGAUACAGCGUGGCGCUGGCUUGGUUAGAACCAGAUCGGCCCAAUGGGGUAAUCCUGGAAUAUGAAGUCAAAUACUAUGAGAAGGAUCAGAACGAACGGAGUUAUCGUAUAGUCCGGACGGCUGCCAGGAACACGGACAUCAAAGGCCUGAACCCCCUGACUUCCUAUGUCUUCCAUGUGCGCGCCAGGACGGCGGCUGGCUAUGGGGACUUCAGUGAGCCCUUGGAGGUCACAACCAACACAGUGCCUUCCCGGAUCAUUGGUGAUGGAGCCAACUCCACUGUCCUGCUGGUGUCCGUCUCCGGCAGCGUGGUGCUGGUGGUCAUUCUCAUUGCAGCUUUUGUCAUCAGUAGGAGACGGAGUAAAUACAGCAAAGCAAAACAAGAAGCGGAUGAAGAAAAACAUUUGAACCAAGGUGUUAGGACUUAUGUGGAUCCCUUUACAUAUGAAGACCCCAACCAGGCAGUUCGAGAAUUUGCCAAAGAAAUUGACGCAUCCUGCAUUAAGAUUGAAAAAGUUAUAGGAGUUGGUGAGUUUGGUGAAGUCUGCAGUGGACGUCUCAAAGUGCCUGGCAAGAGAGAGAUCUGUGUGGCCAUCAAGACGCUGAAAGCUGGAUAUACGGACAAACAGAGGAGAGACUUCCUGAGCGAGGCCAGCAUCAUGGGACAAUUUGACCACCCAAACAUAAUUCACCUGGAAGGCGUUGUCACCAAAUGUAAACCAGUAAUGAUCAUAACAGAGUACAUGGAGAACGGUUCCUUGGAUGCAUUCCUCAGGAAGAAUGAUGGCAGAUUCACAGUCAUCCAGUUGGUGGGCAUGCUGCGUGGCAUUGGGUCUGGAAUGAAGUAUUUAUCUGACAUGAGCUAUGUGCAUCGUGACCUGGCUGCACGGAACAUCCUGGUAAACAGCAACUUGGUCUGCAAAGUGUCUGAUUUUGGCAUGUCCAGAGUGCUUGAGGACGAUCCAGAAGCAGCUUAUACUACUAGGGGUGGCAAGAUUCCUAUCCGGUGGACUGCGCCAGAAGCAAUUGCCUAUCGUAAAUUCACAUCAGCAAGUGAUGUAUGGAGCUACGGAAUCGUUAUGUGGGAAGUGAUGUCGUAUGGGGAAAGACCCUACUGGGACAUGUCCAAUCAAGAUGUGAUUAAAGCCAUCGAGGAAGGGUAUCGGCUACCUCCGCCAAUGGACUGUCCCAUUGCCCUCCACCAGCUGAUGCUGGACUGCUGGCAGAAGGAGAGAAGCGACAGGCCUAAAUUUGGGCAGAUUGUCAACAUGUUGGAUAAACUCAUCCGCAAUCCCAACAGCUUGAAGAGGACGGGGACAGAAAGCUCCAGGCCUAACACUGCUCUGCUGGAUCCCAGCUCCCCUGAAUUCUCUGCUGUAGUAUCUGUGGGCGAUUGGCUCCAGGCCAUUAAAAUGGACCGGUAUAAGGAUAACUUCACAGCUGCUGGUUACACCACCCUAGAGGCUGUGGUGCACAUGAACCAGGAGUAAGUACUCAGCGAUGUAACACCAAAGGCGACCUGGCAAGGAUUGGCAUCACGGCCAUCACACACCAGAACAAGAUUCUGAGCAGUGUCCAGGCCAUGCGAACCCAAAUGCAGCAGAUGCACGGCAGGAUGGUCCCUGUCUGAGCCAGUACUGAAUAAACUCAAAACUCUUGAAAUUAGUUUACCUCAUCCAUGCACUUUAAUUGAAGAACUGCACUUUUUUUACUUCGUCUUCGCCCUCUGAAAUUAAAGGAAAAAUUUAUCUGCAGCGUCGCUUGGUGUACAGAUUGCUGAAACUGUGGGGCUUGCAGAAAUGACAGCCGGUCACUGGAAUCAGACCUGGAACAAAUUGUUUCUCACCAGUACUUAAGUCCAUCACCAGUCUGUAAAAUACCUGUACCUAUAUAAAUAGAUCUUUGCCUCUGAGUUUUGAUGCUGUACUUGCUGCCAGACCCUGCACUGCUCUGAGAUGUCCUUGACCCUCCCUCCAUUUGGAAUUACAACUGCAGUAUUUUGUUUGUGGCAUAAUUGACACUCGUUUUGCUCAACUGGAAUUAUGACCAUGCCCAGGAACAUUUUUUAAAGGACUCGGUUGUAGCAUUUAAAGCUUUCUUCAAACCACGGGAAAAGACCUGGGUGAAAAUCUUGUGGCUCACCCAUGCAGCCUCCUCAGGGCUCACGUCACCUGGUAGAUUCCUGUGACAAUGGGGGCUGGAAAGAAAAGAAAAGUGGAUAUUAAAAAAAAAAAAAAAAAUUCAAACCCCAUAAUCCCUAACUGAACAAUUGAGGUCUGUUUCUUUGGGCCUGAGGCUGUGCCAUAUAAAGUCUUACUUGGGACCCUGCAAACUUAUAACUACCUUAUGGAUAGUGGGCUGUGACAAUCUUGACUAGGAAAAUUUCAUACUACCCUCCUUUAAAGAAGCAAUCCCCCAUCUACAAGGGAAUAGAAUCUGCUAUCUUGGCCUCACAGCCCUUCCUGUUGAUUACCAAGCCCUUGGAAGAAAACAGAAAACGCCUUUCUCAGUUCCUUCCAGAUGUGUUUCUUCUGCUUCUGUUGUGCCAGUUCUGGGGCAAAGACACUGAAGAAACAGCAUGGAUACCUGGGAAGAAUAAAUGUCUGAUGUUCCCAUCUCCCUUCCCAGUGGAAAAGCAGCAGCAUCGAGGUUCAGCAUCUGUUCUCCAGUCGCAUUGAGGAAUGUACUGCCUCACGGCACCAGCUCUGCAGAGCCCUUGCUCCCUAACUCCUGAUUUAAUUUAUAUGUAUUUCCAUAUUUCAUUCCUGUACGUCACGGCUGCAUUGGUGUGGCAGCAAGUGACCAAAGGCUACAGGUUUUAUUAUGGACACCAGUCAGGUGCCACCAUACAGAACAAAGCCAGUUCCCAUGAGCUGCCUAUGAUAUGCAUUGCUGAAGUGACAUUUUACCCAGGGUGUGCCAUUGCAGUGAUAUAAAUAUAUUUUUUUCCUAGACUAAAUAUGAGCUGACUAUCUCUUUUGAUGUGUGUACAUAGGUGUGAGUGUGUGUGUGUGCGCGCGUGCGUAUGUGCGUGUGUGCGUGUAUAACCUCAUGCUUAGAACUGCCUGUGAAUGUUGUGGAAUGCUACACCUGGAAAGUUCUGGUUUCUCACCAGUUCAAGAUAAAGAACCGUAUGAUGUAUUGGGCCUGGAGACGGUGCCCGUUCCCUUGGGAAGACAACCUGGAAAUGUUAAAUGUCCUGUAUCUAUAUAUGUAUUUCGUAGCUGCCACACUAACCUUAAGAAGUAAUUCCACAGCUCUGGAUGGAGGCAAUUUCACCUUAUAAUGGUGGAGUAAUUUUACAAUAUAAAUCCAUUCAGGUGACAGCCCAUCCAUGAAAUCACAGAUUCUGAUUGAACUCAUCAGACUCACCAGUUCUCAGUGGAGAGAGAAGGGGAAGGAAUCCGUCUAGAAGCCCCACGUGGAGUAUAAGUAGCCUUUGUUUCCCUGCAUAAAUGGACUUGUUGAAUGCGAACAAAUAUAUGCAAUUCAUAUACUUUUGGAGAUGAACGUAGUUAUGUGUGUCAGCUUUGAGAUGAUGUGUCCGGAUUAAUACUUUGUCUCCCGAUAUCACAGAAAAAUACAUGCCAGUGACUCUUGAGGUUAAUGUACUUGGGAUGAAAUGAUCUCAAACAAUUUCAGGUUCCCAAAUUACAUGGAAAGUUCUCGAGUAAUUCAUAUGCAGCUAACUCCUCUUGCCUCAAAAGGGCGUCAGUCUUCUAGAAUCCGAGCUCCAGUAUGUGAGGAUUCAGUUCUGAUACGAUACGUGUACCAAACUCCAGCCAACAUACUGCCAUUUUAGAUAAUCCGAGUGGCUGCCUUGCUUAUUCUAAGCCGUGGUUGCAGAAACUGUGGCCAUUUAUAUAAGCUAUAACAUCAAAUCAGGGAAAAAUGGGGAAAAUGAUUCUGAACCAUAUAUUGUUGAACAAGUAGAGGAAAAUCAUCAAUAAAUAUUUAUUGCAUUCUGACAGGGUGUGUGGCAUUGUAUUCUCAUAACUAUGCCAGAGUGACAAAGUUAAUUCACCCCUUUUUGGGGACCUUAAUAUAUUUUUAAAGGGAUGUGCCUAUGCAUUGAUGCCUGAAAAAUAUGUAUAAAGAAAUGAGGAUGAAUCUCUGAGCAGGUCAUCUUUCCCAGAGGUAAGGGUAGGGGUCCAACUUCUGGGCUGCAUCUGGCCCACGAGCAAGCACUGGUCUAGUGAGCUUAGAUGCUACAUCAUUCUCAGAUCUUCUAUUAAGCAGAGUGAAGCUUUCCCCUGCACCAAAUCAAAUAGCUUCACCAUGUGUCUGCGGGCUCCAAAUUAUUUUUAGCGAUCUUAUAAGUGAAAUGUUCUGGUGUGUUUUAAAAAGUUACAUAAAAGAAGGGUGGUUCUCACUACACUGCUGGUGUGUGUGUUUUGAGACCUCGUAUUCAAUCUGUGAAGGAUAUGUGUAUUAAUCCAUGCACUCGUAUAGCCUCAAUAUUUGUCUGAAAACACUUAAAUUCUGACCAGUAAAGGAAAGUUCUAGAAGCAAUAUUUUCACUUAACAUUGUCCAAACAACAUCAAGCAUUGAUACACACUGAAGAGUGCAUUUAUUUUUUUGUAUCACUCCAAGUAUGUUGGAAUAUGCAAGGACUGUGGUUAAAAUUAGAAUGUAUAAGGCAUAUUAUAAUUUAGUUCAUACUGAAAAAGAAAUUAACAGAUCAUUGAUUGGUUCAUUCAUGCUCCAAAAUUUGAGCAAUCUUUUGAGUUAGUCAUAGAUUUUCUAUUUUGUUUUAAUUUGUCAAGGUAUUUUUCUUCCCUCCAUGAACUUUAGGUACACAUAACUUAUGUCAUUUAUUUAUGGUCUUUUAUACCUAGUUUGUAAAAUUGUAAAAUAGCAAACUAAAUGCAAAGAGUUUGCAUUUGAAAAAUAAUAAAGUAGUUGCCGUAUACAAA
This is a messenger RNA of Ictidomys tridecemlineatus (thirteen-lined ground squirrel), 6306 nucleotides long. RefSeq names its product EPH receptor A4 (gene Epha4). Gene Ontology annotation, cellular component: plasma membrane; dendrite. NCBI's taxonomy places the organism in Eukaryota, Metazoa, Chordata, Mammalia, Rodentia, Sciuridae. Gene Ontology annotation, biological process: axon guidance; ephrin receptor signaling pathway; protein phosphorylation. Gene Ontology annotation, molecular function: transmembrane-ephrin receptor activity; ATP binding; protein binding. The record is from RefSeq and is a predicted model, not a curated record.